Molecule: messenger RNA, 3025 nt
Organism: Arachis stenosperma
Lineage: Eukaryota; Viridiplantae; Streptophyta; Magnoliopsida; Fabales; Fabaceae
Exons: 5
Coding region: 367-2661 (764 amino acids)
Molecular function (GO): DNA binding; protein dimerization activity
Source: RefSeq, a predicted model, not a curated record
GUUGCGUUGGGUUGGACAAACAGAAAUAUACGCGACACACGAGACAACCAGAAUACCACCAGUGUUGUCCGGCUCCGGAGGAAGAGCACGAAUCUCGGUUUUUCGUUGCGAAUCAAACCGGCCCGGCUAUAUAACCUUUGACCGCCGAAACCGGAUCCAUUCAGAGCAAACUCAAAUCUCCCCUCUCUCUGCCCUAACCGGUCCAUCCGGUUACUUCUCUCUUCCAACAGAACUCCAACCCUAACUCGGUUCUGUUUUUCUGCUCGUAUUCCCCAACUCAAUUCCUCCAUCCCAAUUACAAUUCUCAACACCACACACGAACCGGCUGCAAAAGAAGAAAAAGGCGGGGGGUGUGAUUAGUCCUAGAUGGGUUCAAAUCUUGAACUGGUUCAAAUUACACCCCAGAAACAUGACCCUGCAUGGAAGCAUGUUCAGAUGUUUAAGUGUGGGGACAAGGUUCAACUGAAGUGCAUAUAUUGCCUCAAGAUGUUCAAGGGUGGUGGGAUUCAUAGGAUUAAGGAACAUCUUGCUUGUCAGAAGGGCAAUGCAUCCACCUGCAGCCGUGUUCCCCAUGAUGUUAGGCUACAUAUGCAGCAGAGUUUGGAUGGGGUUGUCAUGAGGAAGAGGAAGAAGCAGAAGAUCGAGGAAGAGAUCAUGAAUCUUACUCCUUUGGAUACUGUUGUGAAUAAUGUAGUGAAUUCGGUUCUAAAUCAGGUGGAUGGGAAUGCCAAUGAGGGAAUGCAAUCCCUUGCAAUACAGAAUCCAGUGGAAGACAAUUCGAAUACGGUAGUGCUUGCUGGGGAAGGGAUGAGUAAAGGUGUAGAAAGGAGAAAAAAGUUAAGACCCAAGCAAUCGACUGCAACUUAUGCAAAUCCUGAGGUUGUUCCUGUGGUGGAGAAAAAUACAGCGGUUCCCAAAAGGAUGGACAGUCACAUUAAUAUGGCAAUAGGUCGGUUUUUCUACGAUGUUGGUGCACCUUUUGAUGCCGUGAACUCAAUCUAUUUCAAGCAGAUGGUUGAGGCAAUUGCUUCAAGGGGUCCAGGAUUCGAGUGCCCCUCGCAUCAUGAACUUCGUGGUUGGGUCCUGAAAACCUCUGUGGAAGAAAUGAAGAAUGAUGUAGAUAGGUGCAGGAUGACAUGGGGGAGGACAGGCUGCUCUAUCUUGGUGGAUCAGCUGAGUUCAGAAGCUGGAAGAAUGCUGCUAAACGUUUUCGCUUACUGUCCCGAAGGAAUAAUCUUUUUGAAAACUUUUGAUGCUACUGAGGUUUCAGUUCCUGCAGAGAGUAUAUAUGAGUUGCUAAGACAAAUAGUAGAAGAAAUUGGAGUCGGGCAAGUGCUUCAAGUGAUUACGCCAGGCGAAGAGCAAUAUGCCAUUGCUGGUAGGCGGCUGACUGAUACUUUUCCUACCCUUUAUUGGAGUCCUUCAGUAGCUCAUUGCAUUGAUUUGAUUCUUGAAGAUUUUGGAAAUCUCAAGUGGAUUAGUACUGUGAUUGAACAAGCUAGAUCUAUAACAAGAUUUGUGUACAAUUGUAGUUCAGUCUUGGGUAUGGUUAGAAGGUAUACUUUAGAGAAUGAUAUUGUGGAUCCUGCCUUCUCACAGUUUGCAACAAACUUUUCCACAUUGAAACGAAUGGUUGAUCUCAAACACAAUUUACAGGCCAUGGUCACUUCUCAGGAGUGGAUGGAUUGCCCAUACGCAAAGAAACCAGCAGGUCUGGAAAUGUUAGAUAUCCUAAGUGAUGAAACGUUUUGGUCUUCAUGUGAAAUGAUUGUUCGUCUAACAGCUCCUCUCUUGCGAGUCCUGAGAACAGCUGCCAGUGAGACAAGACCUGCAAUGGGUUACAUUUAUGCUGGAAUUUACCGGGCAAAAGAAGCUAUUAAGAAAGCACUUGUUAAGAAGGAGGAAUAUAUGGUGUACUGGAAUAUUAUACAUCACAGAUGGGAAAGGUUGUGGAAUCAUCCCCUUCAUGCUGCUGGUUUCUAUCUUAAUCCAAAGUUCUUCUUUAGUAUUCAAGGGGAUAUCCACAGUGAGAUUCUCUCGGGGAUGUUUGAUUGCAUAGAGAGAUUAGUCCCUGAUACGAGAAUCCAAGACAAAAUUAUCAAAGAGAUAACAUUAUACAAGGCUGGUGCAGGAGAUUUUGGGAGAAAGAUGGCAGUCAGAGCUAGAGAUAAUUUACUUCCUUCUGAAUGGUGGUCAACAUAUGGAGGAGGCUGCCCCAACAUGUCACGUUUAGCAAUUCGUAUUCUCAGUCAAACAUGCAGUUUACCAAUCUACAAAAGAAACCAGAUUCCUUUUGAACAAAAAAUAAUGAAUACAAGGAAUUUUAUAGAACGGCAACAUCUCAACGAUCUUGUCUUCGUUCAACACAACUUACAACUAAGACAAAUGUACACCAGCAAAGAACAACAUUUGAGUGAUCCCUUAUCCUUCAACAACAUCAGUUUGGUUGAGGAAUGGAUCAAGGCAAACGAUUUAUACUUCGAAGAGAAUGGGAACUUGGAUUGCAUGGUACUGGAUCCAUCUUCUGUUAACUCAAUGCCUAUAAGGCCUUUAAAUGAUGAAGCUGAAGACUUGGGCGAAGGGUUUGAUGACCAUGAGAUUUUCAGCUGUGGGAAAGAUGGCGAGGAUGAAAACACUGGAGACAAACUAGUAAACCAGUAGUGGAUGAUUCGGAGAUCUGUUCUUUUUUCUGCAGAAUCCAUGCUGGCGGUUUUCCUCAUUAUUGCUUAACAAUGCAGAAAAUGUGUAUCAUUCACAUUUUUCAAUUGUUUUCCAGAUGCUAGCUGGUAGAAUUGAUCAUCAGAAUAAAUAGAGGGAAUCUUGGGUAGGGCCUUGUGGGGAAGAUGAGGAUGUUAUAAUUGUUGUUAGAUAUGUUACUGCCAUAAUUUUCAAUUCUGUGUAGUUGGCUCUAGCGUAGUUGGUAGUUUUGCAGCGCUUGUUGCACCAAAAGAGUGUACAGCUCUUAGAAACUGAAACUAAAUGGAAUGAAAGGAGUUGGUGGAACCUUGAUUUUGUUUCUUGCUAA